Pocillopora meandrina is the source of this 3743-nucleotide messenger RNA. The record is from the annotation of a GenBank genome assembly. NCBI's taxonomy places the organism in Eukaryota, Metazoa, Cnidaria, Anthozoa, Scleractinia, Pocilloporidae.
CGCGCAAGUUGUUGUUGUGUCCAUAAAAAAGGCCCAUUCACUUUCUUGGUAAAUUUUGCAGAUCGUUAGAUGCUUAAUUUUCUGUCGCGUGAUACUUUAAGCUCUUAAUUUUCCUCCCAUGUACAAAGUAUAAAUGCAAUCAAACUGAAAGUGAUCUGAAAAAUGGCAACUGGAGACAUGAGGAUUUCUCAAGCCGUCAUUACGAAUUGCUCAGAGACAAAACGAGUUCAUUUGAUGGCCUGUGAGGUAGAUCAUGAUGGGGAAGCUCAGGUAUCAGAUUAUUUCGAUCCAACUGUGCGAGACGAAGGUACAAGCUCGGGGGUGCAAAAUGGCGAAUCAGGUACGGAAAAAUGAUAUUAAACAAAUUUACGAUCAGGUUACCCUCUACACCCUAACAUCUGUAAAUAUGCAAAUUUUCCAUACUGUUCCCUAUACAUUUUCCAUGCUACUUACGAGGAGAAUUUUACGUAACAAUCAAGAGCUUUUCGAGUUCACGAUCAUUUAUUUUAUUCUACUGAUCUAAAUGUUUGAUUCAGGGGUGUUACUUUUGAGGGAAAUAAGAUGCCUCUCAUCUUUGAGAGUUAAAGGGGUUAAUUUGCACUAAGUUUAUUUAUAGGCAUGCGAAAAUAGAGUGUUACCAAAUUUUCAAACACAAUCAUUAUCUUUGCUAUUGUACUUGAUAGUGAGGUUAGAGGUUAAGCAUCUUAAGGUUUAUAAUGAGAUAGUAAAUCAUCACAGUUAUAUUCACUAACUGUAAAUUUCUGGAGCUCACAAUACAGAAACAAAUACCAGUAACCAGUGAGCUCCAUCUGGGUUUGGAGACAGACAUGGGUUUUUAACCCUUUGACUCCUAAAAGUGAUUAACUUGAAACUUCUCCCUAAAAUAUCCAUACUUAUAACCAGCAAACAGGUAAUGAGAAUAUUCCAACUUAUCAGGUAAAAGUCACUUUCCUGAUCUAACAUCAAAUUCUUGUAGCUGAGUUACAAGGAAAUGUGUAGCAGCUAGAGGGGAGAAGUAACAAUAAGAUCUUGGGAGUUAAAGGGUUAAAGAUACAGAUUGAUAUAUUAUAGUGUUAUUUGAUAUUGGUAUUUUUACUCAAUUCCUAGCCCUUAGUGCAUCCUUUAGAGGGCGUGGUCUGAAGGGAUGUGUCCUUAACAUACCCACAGGGUAUUCUGGGUUUGUGAUGAAAGAAGGAAGAAGACCUAUCACUGAUGAGGAGGUAGGCAUCAAAAAUGAGGCUGCAUUGCAUUUUUCAGUAUUAGAUGCCAAACGAUAGAAAAAUGAGAUCUGGAGAUGCUUGAUGUUGGACAAUGUCCCAAUAUGGUUGGACCCCAACUUUGUGUCUGUCCUUGUCGUAUUGGUCUCUCCCAACAAACUAGUCUCUGAAAUCCUGUUGAAUUACUUCAAAAUGUUCGUGGACAAAAUUUUGGGUUCAGGAGUGCUUUUCUCAUGGAUUGAGACUCAAAAUGGAUAUCUUGUGUGUUCUUAUUUCUAUAUGUUUAUUUUUUUGUGAUGUUUUAACAGGCUUGUCCAGGUCAACUUUAGAGCUGAUUUGAAUGGGGGCCUGUUUAAACAAUAAUGAGGCCAGACCACAAUGCAACACACACUAAGAAAACAAAACAAAAACAAACGAACCGAAAAAACAACAACAACACAGGAAAGCUAUAUUCACUAUUCUUGCCCACUAUUGCACUUCAUAACAGGAGGCUUGGCAUUGCAUGAGUUAUUUAAUUUUUGUUUUUAGUGCAGUUGAACCUUCCAAACUAGUAAGGAAGGUUCAUCCUCUCAUCAAGGAGAAGAAGCAUGCAGAAUUGUUUGGAUUUGAGGCUGUCUACGGUGCAAUGAAAUGUAACGACUCAUAUUCUAUAUGGUUCCAAUAUUUUCAGGAUCGAUUGAUGAAAGCCACUCAUAAGUUUUCACAGUUCACCUACUGGAAUUUAGAGACUCCAACCUCAAAUAAUGAUGCUAUUGUGAAAGCUAUGCAAUGGAUAAAUAUUGCCUCUGCAGUAAGUAAGACUUAAAAGUGAUAAAGAUGUUUCAUAUGUAUUGUAUAUCUUCUUUUUUUUGGGAGAGGGGACAUCCACUAGAUUUGCCUUUGGUAUGUGAAUGAAUCCAACUCACUCACUACCUGAGUUUUGUAAUUAUUAUAUAUUCUUUAUUUAUUUUGUGUUAAUUAUUCUCUGUAUAUUUCUUACUUGUAUUUGUGGUAAAGCUAGCAGAGCUAGACAAAUUAAGUCUUAGUUGAUUUUAAAAGUACAGUUGUUAGUUACCAAGUGCCUUAUGUUUAAUAUGAUUCUUGAAGAGAUCACACCGCUUGAGAAAGUAAGACAUUUUCACCAGGAAGACACUUACGUAAAUCUAUGCUCACAAGUUGUUUGUGCAGGAGCUGUGGAACUUCUAACUGAUUUGUACAAUGACCUGCUACACAAUAUUCUACAUUCUCUCUUUUUUUUUUUUCCUAUGUAGCUUCAUGGUGCUGAGGUGGACAAUGAGAAUGCCACUCCAGAAAACAUCAGAUGAUAUGAAACAAUAAUGGGUUAUUAUUGAACAACUUAGAGCAAAGAGCGGUACUGAUAACGACUGAUUGUCAUCUAAAGUAAAUAUAAAAUUCGGCAACAAGCUUGGUUAGUUAGAAAAAAAUGCAUUUUUCAGGUGUUAGUGUAUUCAAUUUCUAAAAGGAAGACUGGACUAAUUCUGAAACUCUUUAGUUGUUGAGCAUUUCCUUUAUUCCUAUUACUGUAAUGGUUGAUUCAGCAGUGAUACUGUUCAUAGGAAUUGGUUGCUGGUCACCUUAGGGGCAGAGGCUUUAAGUCAUAACCAAAAACACAGAACUCAUUUCACAAAGGAUCAAACCUGCAUGUACUAACCUGCAGCCUAGCUGAAGGUCGUGUGGUAGCUAUCUGGACCCUCCUAUCAAAUGAUUAUAAAUCUCUGCAAGUGUAAAUGUUCAGUUUGGGACCAGAGGAAGGGGUAAUCCCCAUCUCCUUUUUUUUUUUUUUUAAUUUUUUUUAUUAACAUGAACAGGGACCCUAUAAACACAUCACCUUCCCAUUUAUAAUGUGUGCUCAGCCUUGAACACUCACAAGUAGUUAUUUGAAUACCAGCAAUGCAGGCUAGGCAAAAAAAAUACUUAUCGAUGGUGAUCAACUUUAGGUGAAAACAGGUACGCAGAUGCUGAUGCAAAUUCUGAAAAGCUUCAAAAAAUACCCCAGGGUAGUUUAUUUAAUCUUCUCAACUGUUUUUCAUUACCAACAAAGUGUUUCUGCUGCCACAGCACAAGACUUUCCUCAGAAACUAAUCAAUAAAAACACCAGACAGUAUAAUUAUGGAGUGUGUUGCAGAUUUAUUAAGAACCCAGCAGUAAUAUUUAGCAGUAAAUCUUUUCAAACAUCUAAAACCAAGAAUGACAAAAGAAAGAUAAAAGUCUCUUUCUAUGAAAUGGUUAACCCUUUAACUCCCAAGAUAUCAUUAGUAAUUCUCCUUACUGCCUCCCACACAAUUCUUAUGAUGUUAGUUUGGAGAAUUUGGUUUUGGAGAAAAAAUAAGUCACUCAUGGGAGUUAAAGGGUUAACUGAUACAGAAGCCAAUAAUAAUGCUAAACUCUUUCACUCCCAAGAUCUCAUUAGUAAUUCUCCUUACUGCCUCCCAUACAAUUCAUAUGAUGUUAGUUUGGAGAAUUUGACUUUGGAGAGUUCUGUCUUGGUCACUCAUGGGAGUUAGAGGGUUACCUGGUACCGCAGCC